AAACCAAAAGUUCAAACGUUUUUCAAUUUUCCUGAUAAAUCAAUGAAAAUUACUUGCAAAGACUGUUUCAUGUCUUAUCUUCCAAAUAUUAAAUCAGACCAAUAUAUACAUCGAGAUUAUCAUAAAAAAUAUGUUGAUGGAAUGAAAUGGGAAUAUUCAUAUGGCAAAAAAAUUAUUGAACCUUCAAAUGUAACAAAUAUUCCAUUAAAUAUCAGAGAAUCAAUCAACUACCUUAAUCCGAUAAUAAGAGAUGGUUCAAUUUUCGAGGUUGAUCUCUUGGAUGAGAAAAAAAAAUCAGGACAAAAAGUCAUUUUAGAAUUGUUAAAAAUGAUCAAUAAUGAGCUCAAUGCCCCUGAUGAUUGGUUUUCUUUCGGAGUCAAAGAUCUUUCGAAAAAUUCUGGUCAUGUUUCUACCAAAGGUAAAAUAUAUGUAUAUUCUUAUAACCACAAAAUUAUCGGAUUGGCUUCAUUUGAAAAGUUGAAUGAACUCCAGAGAUCAAAACUCAAUUUGAUGGAUGUUAGAACAAAACAAGUAAUUUCCAUUCCACGAAAUAGUUCUGAUAAAAGGUUUUCCACUCUAUUACAGAUGAUUCCUCAAGCAUACUAUGGAUUAUCCAGAAUAUUUGUAUUAAAAAAAUACAGAAGAUCGAAAAUUGCAUUAAUUAUGUUAUAUGCGUCACUAAAAGAGCUUGUUUAUGGUAUUCAGUUGGAGAAAAACCAGAUUAAUUGGUCACAGCCAAGUUAUUCAGGACUGAAAUUGGCAAACAGUUUUAACCUAAUAAGAGACAAA
Ascoidea rubescens DSM 1968 is the source of this 789-nucleotide messenger RNA. RefSeq names its product Eco1p (gene ECO1). The annotation marks the transcript as partial. Gene Ontology annotation, molecular function: protein-lysine-acetyltransferase activity. Gene Ontology annotation, biological process: mitotic sister chromatid cohesion. NCBI's taxonomy places the organism in Eukaryota, Fungi, Ascomycota, Saccharomycetes, Ascoideales, Ascoideaceae. Gene Ontology annotation, cellular component: nucleus; chromatin. The record is from RefSeq and is a predicted model, not a curated record. The transcript has a single exon.